Molecule: messenger RNA, 1404 nt
Organism: Tetranychus urticae (two-spotted spider mite)
Lineage: Eukaryota; Metazoa; Arthropoda; Arachnida; Trombidiformes; Tetranychidae
Biological process (GO): mRNA splicing, via spliceosome
Cellular component (GO): catalytic step 2 spliceosome; precatalytic spliceosome; U2 snRNP
Molecular function (GO): RNA binding
Source: RefSeq, a predicted model, not a curated record
UCAUCGUGUUUGCUCACUCAGUUUGUUCAAAGAUUUUGUAUUUUUGAAUUCAAAGUUGAUGUUGGUACUUACCCAUUGAAAUUUUAAGUGUUCAAAAUUCAAUAUUAUUCAGUAUAAGUAUUUAUUUUGUGAUUAUAUUUAUUUCACGUUUGAAUCAAGGCAUGAAUCCUUUAACGAACGUAAAAAAUAUUUCGAAGCUCAGUGAAACUGAGUUAAGACUUGGUCUCAGUGGUAAAGCGUCAUGGCAUUCUAUGUACGAUCAUUCAGCUUGGAUAUUUGUUGGUGGCUUGAAUUUUGAACUUACAGAAGGAGAUAUUUUAUGUGUUUUCUCGCAAUACGGAGAAAUUGCUGAAAUAAAUCUUGUAAAAGAUAAAGAUACGGGAAAAUCUAAAGGAUUUUGUUUUAUAUGCUACGAAGAUCAAAGGAGUACAACACUAGCUGUGGAUAAUCUCAACGGAAUCAAAUUGGUCGGAAGAAUUAUAAGAGUUGACCAUUGUGGUAAUUAUGAAACACCCGAGGAAAGAGAAAAAAAGAGGCAAAAGGAAAGAAAGGAUCGUGGUGGUCGGUAUAAAGCUGAUGACAGUGAUGAUGAUGUUAUAGUGGAUAAAGAAUCGAGGAUAAAAAAGGAAACAGAUAGUGAGAAUCACUCUAAAAGACAUAGAGAUAAAUUUGAAUCAUCUAGAUCUCACAAUCGAUAUCAUUCUGAUCAUCACGAAAUUGAUUCAAGAAAAGUGAAAAAGGAGCCCGAAGAUAACAAUUUAUUAUAUAAAAAUUCAAAGGAUGAAACAAAUCGAGAGCGACCUCACAAUGACAAUUAUCGGCGAGACUAUGACCGAAGAUCACAUGAUGACAAAAAUCAUUACAGAAGCCAGGAUUCUAAUCGAAAAGAAGUUUACAACCAGUCAAGAAAUUAUGAAUCUCAUAGAAACAAUGAUCGAUAUGAUGAUGAUCGUAAAGAUUUUAGUAGUAGAAGUAAAGAUGAGCCUCGAUCUAGAUUUAAAAAUGAAAGAUAUGCAAAAGAAGAUAAUCAUAGACAUCGAGAAGAUCGUCCUCAAUAUGAUAGGGAGAAGCACAGGGAAGAACGCAGAAGGUAUGAUGAUCAUGAUAAAUAUCGGAAUGAUGAUUAUUAUGAAAAGAAAAAAAGUAGAUAUGACUCCAGAAGAGAUGAUAGAAGCUAUUAAAUAUGUUUUAUAUCGGAAAUUUGGUUUCUAUAAAUUGAGAUGAGCUCUAAUGAUGAGUUAAAAUUUUCUAGCCAAGCUCUGUAUAAAAGAAGACAAGUUAAAUAUUAAUUGUCUGUAUACUUCUGAAUACAACUUUGACUGUUUUAUUGUAAAAAUUCACUAUUUCAACAUUUAUUGUGAUCCCAUCUCAUUGUAAUGAUAAUAAAAAUAAAAUUUCAUCUUA